AUGGUCCUCCGCAACUGUGUGCGUAGACUGCGCGACUGUGUGUGCUUGUUUUUCAUUUUCGUCUGUUGCUGCUGUAACUCCAACAAGGUAUCAGCGGUAUCGGAGACGCGUCUGAUCGAGGUGGGGCUGGUGGGCGAGGGCAGCAAGAAGAAGCACAACAAGAUCAAGACGUCCAAGUACACGCUGCUCAUGUUCCUACCGAAGAAUCUGAUGGAACAGUUCCGACGGGUCGUCAACUUCUACUUCUUGAUUGUGACUGUGAUAGCCGUCAUCAUAGACAGCCCGGUUUCACCGUUUACAAGUAUCGCCCCGCUGAGCUUCAUGGUGCUGGUGACGGCUGUUAAGCAGGGCUACGAGGACUGGCUUCGGCACAAGGCUGACAACAAAGUGAACAAUCAAAUCGUGGAGACGAUUCACAACGGAGUUGUCAAAGAGGUUCGCAACUCGAGGAUUGCGCCGGGCACUUUGGUGCGCGUGAAACGAGGCAAAGAGGUGCCGGCAGACAUAGUUCUGCUGUGCUCGGCUGGCGAGAGCGGCAAGUGCUUCGUCACCACCGCCAAUCUGGACGGAGAGACCAACUUGAAGACCCUCAGGGUACCGCCACCGCUGGUCGGUUACCCACCAGAUAGUCUACCGCAAGGCAUGCGAAUAGAGGUGCCUCAUCCUGUCGCGGACUUGUAUACUUUCUACGGGCGUCUGGAAAUUCCAGGACAGGACAGCCUGGCACUCAGCACUGACAACCUCAUGCUGAGAGGAUCUAGAGUCAAGAACACCGAAUGGGCUAUAGGAUGCGCCGUAUACACGGGAGAGGAGACUAAAUUGGCGCUCAAUUCUAAGUACACCGGGAACAAGUUCUCAUCAUGCGAAUCGGCCGUGAACAGUUUUCUAGGGCUGUUCAUCUUUAUCCUAGUUUUCGAGAUUUCAAUAUCGUUGCUGUUCAAGAUACUCAUCGAAGGAAGGAACUCCGGGAGGGACGUGUAUUUGGGACCUGGUACCAGGUACCCAGCGCCUUUGGCCAGCAUCUUCCAAGACCUGUUCUCCUUCCUACUGCUAUACUAUUACAUCAUACCCAUGUCCCUCUACGUGACCAUAGAAUUAUAUAAAUUUAUAGGCGCGCUGUUCAUCGGCUGGGAUGAGGAGCUCCGCUGCGAGGAGACCGGCCAGCCGGCCAUGGCGAACACGUCCGACCUGAACGAGGAGCUGGGCCAGGUGGAGGUGCUCUUCUCGGACAAGACGGGCACGCUCACGAAGAACCUGAUGGUGUUCAAAGCGUGCUCGAUCAAGGGCCACGUCUACGAAGAGAAGGACGCGCGCCUCUACGACAUCGAGAGGUUCGACGAGCCCGUUGACGUCCCGCUUCAGACAGACAUCAAAUUCUUCUUCACGAUCCUCGCUCUGUGCCACUCUGUGCAAAUCUCCAGUGAGGACAUGAAGAAGUUGAGCGCGCGCCUGUCCGGCAAUAUGCAGCUGAGGAACUUCUUCCGCAGGAAGAAACUCAACAGGGCCGGCACCGAUGGCAGCACGGAGAGCCCUAACAGCAAUGGCGUUCUGAACACCUUGACCUGGAGCGCGCUCCUGAACGUGAACGGCAGCAAGAUGGACUACCAGGGUAGCAGCCCUGACGAGAAGGCUCUAGUGGAAGCGGCCGACAGAGUGGGCGUGACGUUCCUCGGCGAGGAGGGAAACAAUUUGAUAUUGAAGGUCGGUGACCACACCCAUAUGUACGAGCGUCUGCAAGUCAUCGAGUUCACGUCGGAGAGAAAACGAAUGUCCAUCAUCGUCAAAGACAAAGACGGGAAGAUCUGGCUGUUCUGCAAAGGCGCCGAGAGCUCCGUUUUCCCGAUAUGCAAGGACUCUGUAAUGGUGGAGGAGACGAAUCGAGAUAUAAACGUGUUCGCGAACAAGGGCCUGAGGACUUUGGCUGUAGCGUAUAGGGAAAUACCGCACGAGGAAUAUGACAGGGUAACGGAAUCCAUCAAGAGGAUAGACGGCAGGAGCGCCGAAGCGUUGCAGCAAGUGACGCAGCAGUUCAAGGUGUUGGAGCAACAGCUGACGCUGGUGGGCGCCACGGCGGUCGAGGACUGUUUGCAGGACGACGUGGCGGACACUUUGGCGUCGCUGCGCCGCGCCGGCAUCAGGACAUGGGUCCUGACGGGCGACAAGGGGCAUCAACAACUGCUGGCCUCUCAUCACGUUCCGUUCCAUCAGGUGGAGACGGCCAUCAACGUGGCGCAGUCCUGCAGCCAUAUAUCGGAGAGCGACAGGAGAAUGUUCCUAGUCGGGGUGCGGGACGACGUGGCCCUGCAAGCCCACUUCGAGGAGUGCCGGCGCGCCGCCUCGGAGCCCAGCUACAGGGACCUCACGCUGAUCGUCGACGGGACCAGCAUGGCCGGCAUCCUGGACACGCCGGCGGCGCCCCAAUUCGUGGACCUGUCCAUGAAGUGCGACGCCGUGCUGUGCUGCAGACUCUCGCCGAUACAGAAGGCGAAGAUAGUGAAGCUGAUCAAGGGCAGCCCCGAGCGGCCCAUCACCGCGGCCAUCGGGGACGGCGCCAACGACAUCUCGAUGAUCCAGGAGGCGCACGUGGGCUUCGGCAUCUUCGGCAAGGAGGGCCACCAGGCGGCCAGGUCGGCAGACUUUGCCUUCACUAAGUUCUCUAUGGUGAAGAAGAUGCUUCUGGUGAUGGGCCACUGGUACUACCAGCGGCUCGCUACGCUGAUACAUUACUUCUUCUACAAGAAUCUAGUGCUAGGGAAUCUAAUGCUCUUCUUCCAAGUGCACACCGCCUUCUCGACGCAGUCCAUCUUCGACUCCAUGUACCUGACGUGCUACAACCUGGUCUUCACCUCUGUGCCGUGCCUAGUUCUCGCCGUCACCGACCAGCGCUACCCAGCAGACCUACUUAUGAAGAACCCAACGCUAUACCGAGAGAUCAGGAAGAACAAGCUCAUGUCCUGGUGGCAAUUCGUGGCGUGGAUCCUGACUGCUUUAUACCAUUCCGUCGUCAUCUACGGCUUCUCUAAGCUGCUGUUCUACACGGCUGUUAUAAGUAGAGACGCCAAAACGGUGGACCUAUGGUGCUACGGGGCCGUGCUGUUCCACUUGAUGAUGUUGGUGGUGAGCCUGAAACUCUGGCUGCAGGCUCGAUACCACACGCUGGUGUUCGUGGCGUCGAUUUUGCUGUCCGUCAUCGGCUACGUUGUGUUCAACACGACAUACUCGAUGUUUAACUUGCAAAUCGACGGUGAUGUGCUAGGGACGUACACCCGUCUGUUGACAUCCCCUUCAUUCGGGUUCUUGAAUUGCCUCGUUAUAGUGGCAACACUGUCGCCUGACUAUUGCGCGCGACUCAUUUCCGACAAACGAGGCCUGAGGUAUUUAAGCACGGGUAUUGCCAGUUUACAAAGAGUGUUCACUACCAGACUC
This is a messenger RNA of Iphiclides podalirius (scarce swallowtail), 3426 nucleotides long. The record is from the annotation of a GenBank genome assembly. NCBI's taxonomy places the organism in Eukaryota, Metazoa, Arthropoda, Insecta, Lepidoptera, Papilionidae.